Molecule: messenger RNA, 2170 nt
Organism: Magallana angulata
Lineage: Eukaryota; Metazoa; Mollusca; Bivalvia; Ostreida; Ostreidae
Product: interferon-induced protein 44-like
Exons: 6
Coding region: 27-1445 (472 amino acids)
Source: RefSeq, a predicted model, not a curated record
AUCAACUUACUCAAAAAAUACAUACUAUGCCGGAGCUUCUUAGCAAGAAAUACAGAGACCAACUGGUCACGUGGAUCGGUAGGACCUGUCACUUUCAGUUGUUGUACAAAAUCAGCAGGGACGGGUGUUCGGCCCCGACUUUUCACCAGAAGUGUGACGGUCAGGGCGCCACGGUAACAGUCCUGUACAACACAAACAACACUAUCUACGGCGGCUACCUGUCACAGAGCUGGAACUCUAGUGGCAAUUACAUAAACGACUCGAACGCCUUCCUUUUCCGUUUGCAGUAUAAUGGAUCAUCCAAUCCACUGAAGUUUCCAAUCAGUCAGCCAACGUUUGCUGGAUUGGGACAGAGUAAUUAUGGUCCAACCUUUGGCAGCGGGCAUGAUAUUCAUACAUUAAGUGGAACAAUAUCCAAGUCAGGGAGUGGGUUUUCACUGAAUGGAUACGUACACAGUAUUGGAAACAGUUACAAACUUAAUGGACAGAACGCAAACACAAUAACAAACAACAGUCUUCAAGUCACAGACUCGGAGGUUUACAAAGUAAUAGAUGGGCCGGGUCAGACAGUUCCAGAUCUAGACAAACCCUGGAGAGAACACGAUGGAUGGACAAAUGAAACAAUGCAAGCACUAAAGGAGUCCUUGCUUGACUACAAACCUAUGACAGAAACAAAGGUGACAGCAGCAAACAUCCUUCUGAUCGGUCAGAUAGGCGCAGGAAAAUCCAGCUUCUUUAACUCUGUCAACUCUAUUUUCCGGGGGAAAAUUACCAGCAAGGCUUGUAGUGGGAGCUUCGAACACAGUGUGACAACGAUGUAUCGACAGUACAAAGUAAAGGAUUUUUCCAAAGGGAAGUUUCUUAACUUUCGCGUGUGCGACACUCGUGGCUUUGAGGAAGAAUUUGCACUUGAUGCUCAGGAAAUUUCAUUUAUUUUGGAUGGAAAUAUUCCUGACCGGUACCAGUUUAACCCUUUGGUUCCUUUCACACCGGAUACCCCUGGAUAUAUCAAAGACCCAAACCUAAAAGACAAAAUUCACUGCGUGGCGUUUGUCAUAGAUGGCAGCACUGUUGAUGUUAUGUCGGACAAAGUCCAAAAACGGAUGAAAGAUCUACAAGUCAGAAUGAACCAUAGAGGGUUACCUCAGGUUGUCUUCUUAACCAAACUAGACAAAAUAUGCCCGGUUGUAAAUGAAGAUGUUAAACACACGUUUACGAGUACCGCUGUCUGUGACGCCGUGGAGAAAGUAGCAGAAAUAAUGGGUCUUCCACGUGCCCACGUGCUUCCGGUGAAGAAUUACGAGAGCGAGACUAAGCUGAAGACUACAGUGGACAUUUUGUUAAUGGAAGCUCUGCAGCGAUGCCUGGACUUUGCUGAUGAUUACAUGGAUGAACAACUUGACAAAAUGGCAGCAGAAGGAAAGAACGUUCAAAGCAAAGAUUAGUUGGAAUCGUUUUCCAUAUAGAUAUGGUUAAUUUCGUCGAAAUAAUUUGAUUGUGCAUUGAGGUCUACCUGUUUUUAAGAGACGUUCAAGACAUUUUACUGAUUUGGUCAGUUCUUAAUUUUAACGUCUAUAGCUCUGUAAUAAACAGUAUAUUCAAUGAAUGGUCGUUUAAUGACGUCAAUGGUACAGAAAAAAAAUCCUUGUUUUUGAUUUGUAUUGAUUUUAGCCAGAAAGUUUAGAAAUGUUGUUUGAAAUUAUUUUUAGAACAAUUUACAGAAACAAAUGGGCAUAUGUGUGUGAGUUCGGGCACAGUAGCAAAAGAAGUUAAAUGGACAAAUACACGAUUUGAGAUAGGUAGCUUUUACAGUUAUUUACAAAUAAUGAAAUCAACACAAAAUAUGGUCAAUUUAACCAAUGUAACAUAUACUUGGUCCACAGAUAUCGACAAACUGAGGGAGUUUAUUCGUAGUGAGCGACCACAACCGGUUACGUCCACCCCGGCAGGCAGGUAAACUGUUUUACUUGCGCCCCGCUUUCAUCAUGUGUGUGACUGAUCCUACAUACCGUUGUGCUAUUCUUAGAAUGGGAUUUCCCCCAUACAUUUUGACGUGUUCAUGCGCUAUUCCAGAGAUGCGUUCUAAAUGACUACCUUGUAAUGAUUAUAUGUAUGAACAAUGAAUCUGUGUUGAUAUUCAUUUUUUGAUUAUGUCCCUUGAUUAAAGAGU